AUGACGCCAUUAAUAUCUAAACCAAGUUUAUUGCCUGGCAUGGGUGCUAGCGUAAAUCCAAAUGGAGAUGGUGUAACUUUUCGUGUUUGGGUACUUUAUGCCGAUCAAGUUUAUGUGGCUGAUCAACCUGAUCUAUGGAAACUAGAUCCUUAUUGUCGUCAGACAACGGGUCAUAUUGAUCUACGAAAUGGUUCUCCUCGUUAUCAUAACUGUGUGAUUAUCAAUCCAGAUGUAUUCAAAUGGGAUAAGAAACAAUUUGAAAUGCCACCAUUAAAUGAAUUAAUUAUUUAUGAAUUACAUCUUGGCACAUUUAUUAAUAAUGGUCAACUAGCUCGACGAUUUCUCGAUACUAUUUCGAAAUUAGAUUAUCUUGUUGAAUUAGGAAUCAAUGCAAUUGAAAUAAUGCCAUGUACAGAAUUUGUAACAAACACAUCGAUGGGAUACAAUCCUUCAUUAUUAUUUGCUAUUGAAAAUCAUUAUGGAGAAGAACGAAGUGUUCAACGAUUUGUUAAUGAAGCUAAUCGUCGAGGAAUUGCAGUUAUCUUUGAUGUUGUCUAUAAUCAUUUAGGUCCCGAUGAUUUAAGCGAAUGUUUCUGGCGCUUUGAUGGAUGGCAUAAAGACGGGUAUGGAGGAAUUUAUUUCUAUCAAGAUAAUCGAGCUGAAACAGAUUUUGGAGCUACACGACUUGAUUAUGGACGAUAUGAAGUUCGACAAAUCUUACAUGAUAAUGCAAUGAUGUGGCUUCAUGAAUAUCAUGCUGAUGGUCUUCGUCUUGAUUCAACAAUUAAUAUUCGACGAUCACGACAAGGUGAUUUACCUGAUGGAUGGACAUUGAUGCAAUGGAUUAAUAAAGAUAAACAAUCGAAUAGAAUUACAAUUGCUGAAGAUCUUGAAGAUAAUGAAUGGUUAACAAAACAAAUCGACGAAGGUGGUGCUGGUUUUAAUUUUCAAUGGGAUAUUGGAUUUUAUAAGGCUAUUCGAAAUAAUGUCGUACUCGCAGAAGAUCAAUCACGAUCGAUGUUUUCUAUUAGUGAUAUACUUACUAAACGUUAUAAUAAUGAUGCAUUUCAACGAGUUAUCUAUACAGAAUCACAUGAUGAAGUAACAGAACAUUUUGGUGUUAAAUUAGGUCGAAUGCCGGAAAAAAUCUGGCCUGGUAAUGCAAAUUCAUGGCCUAGUCGAAAACGAUCAACAUUAGCAGCUGCUAUUCUUUUCACAGCACCGGGUGUCCCUAUGAUUUUUCAGGGUCAAGAAUUUCUUGAAUGUGGCACGUGGACAGACAAUGCAGAUAUUAAUUUAAAUGCCAUGCUUGAUUGGACUAAAGUACAGAAGAAUAAUGGAAUUUUUCAACUCUAUCGUGAUUUAAUCCGAUAUCGUCGAAAUCAAGAGAAAAAUACUAAAGGUUUAAUGGGUCAACAUAUAAAUAUCUUUCAUGUUAAUGAUGAGAAGAAAAUCAUUGCAUAUCAUCGUUGGAUGCAAGGUGGAAAAGGAGAUGAUGUAAUUGUAGUUGCUAAUUUUUCAACUCAAUCAUUUGAUUCAUAUACAAUUGGUUUUCCAAGUUUGGGUACAUGGGAACUUCGUUUUGAUUCUGAUUCGAAGAAAUAUUCGGAUGAUUUUAAUAAUAAAGGAUAUACAACAACAGCUAGUGAAGGUGAAUAUCAUGGCAAUGUUGGUUUAGGAUCUUAUAGUUUAAUUAUUCUUUCUCAAUAA
This is a messenger RNA of Adineta steineri, 1710 nucleotides long. Lineage: Eukaryota; Metazoa; Rotifera; Eurotatoria; Adinetida; Adinetidae. The record is from the annotation of a GenBank genome assembly.